AUGCCGGUGACGAACCGAUUGCUUGCACUAGCUGGAGUGAUUGCCAUCCUCCCAGUAGUGCCUUUGCUUGGCACCUACAGGGACGCUUGCAGCUGCGAAUGCUGCAAAGGACUUGGUUGCUCCCCAAAGCUAGCGCUCUUCAUAGUAGCCUGGACGACGUAUGGCUUCAGCACGCUUUGGGUGGUCUCUGUGGUCGCAGAGGAUGCGGGAGAGCUUGGUGGUAAGGUUCUCUUCAUCAUCACCCAGGGCGUGUCUAUUUCGUCCAUGGCUGCCUCUCGGAAGAUGGCUGAGUUGGCAGAGGCCAAAGCCACCGAGAGCAGCUACCGCAUGGCCGAGUUUGGCUGCACAGGUGCUGAAAUGGUUGGAGCCACCGUGGGCUCACCAGUCAUGGUCGGACCUGCCGUACAAGAGCUGCAGUCCACCGUGGAACGCUUGGAGCAGCAGGUGCAGGAUUUGAGCAAGAGGCAGGCGAUGAUGGAGCGGGAACUGGCCUUCCAAAAGAAGGUGGAAGCUGCAACUGGAGGUGUUGACGUGAUGAUGGCUGCCGGCUGGCUUCCAGACACCAGCCCCGAAGGGGAGGAUUGCUGGCUGCUGGGCGAUGCGGCCACCUCGAUGCAGGCGUCCGUGUCCAAGCGCCUCUCUGAAGAGCUCAAGAAGCUGCCAGCCCCUCCGACUCCGGCGCCUGCACCCGUGCCAGCGCCUGUUCCGUCACCCUCACCUGGAGGCUACGGAGGCAUGCCCAGCCCUGGGGGCUUCCCUGGGCUGGGUGGCCUGCCUGGGGGUUUGCCGCCUGGAAUGGCCAACAAUCCAAUGAUGCAGCAGAUGAUGAACAACCCGCAGAUGAUGCAGCAGGCACAGCAGAUGAUGCAAGAUCCCAACAUGAUGUCUCAGGUGCAACAGAUGAUGCAGAACCCACAGGCCAUGGCACAAUUGCAGCAGAUGAUGGGCGGUGGCGGCUUUGGACGUUGA
Molecule: messenger RNA, 969 nt
Organism: Durusdinium trenchii
Lineage: Eukaryota; Dinophyceae; Suessiales; Symbiodiniaceae
Source: the annotation of a GenBank genome assembly